Messenger RNA from Camellia sinensis, 2406 nucleotides. NCBI's taxonomy places the organism in Eukaryota, Viridiplantae, Streptophyta, Magnoliopsida, Ericales, Theaceae. The record is from RefSeq and is a predicted model, not a curated record.
UUUUCCCCAAGUGGAGAGUCUUUGGGGUUCUGUCCCGUCGGCUCUCUAGGCUUCCACCUCCUCCUCCUCUCUCUCUCUCUCUCUGUGCAAAACCAGGGUCUCUCAUCCACAGGCUUCUUCUGCGAGCCCUCACGUGCUCUUCUGUUACCUCAAUUAGGGUUUUUCAUUACCUUGAGCUACAAAAUCCAUCGAUCGGUCUCCGUUAACCCCUCAAGCUGAGCCUCUCGCUGUCGGUGCUCAGAGCUUCUUCAUCUGGAUUUUUUAAAUGUGAGAAUUCCUUGGACAGCAGGAUGAGUGACAACGUUUUUGACGGACAUAUAUUAGCUGAGAAAUUAUCUAAACUCAACAGUUCGCAGCAAAGUAUAGAAUCAUUAUCCCGUUGGUGCAUUUCUCAUAGAAAAAGAGCUAGACAGAUUGUUGAAACAUGGGACAAAGCAUCCAGUGCUGCUCAGCGAGAACAGCGAAUUUCUUUCCUAUAUUUGGCCAAUGACAUUCUGCAAAAUAGUAGGCGAAAGGGCAGUGAGUUUGUGAAUGAAUUUUGGAAAGUCCUUCCUGCGGCUCUCAAGAAUGUUUAUGAAAGUGAUGAUGAUCAUGGAAAGAAAGCAGCCUGUAGACUGGUGGAUAUAUGGGAAGAGAGGAAAGUUUUUGGAUCUCGGGGUCAGAAUCUUAAAGAUGAAAUCUUGGAAAUUGGCUGUUGGAGCUAUGCCCGAAAAAAUUGUAACUGCAUUUCAGUCAGUGCAUGAUGAAAAUGUCACCGAAGAAGCUGCUUUGAACAAGUGUAAAGCUGCUGCUAGUCUAGUGGGGAAAAUGGAGAAAGAUGUAGAAAGCACUUCUGCUCAUGGAGAUCAACAAGGAUCCAUAUUGGUGGAUGAGAUACAGGAGCAAGAAAAUGUACUUAAGGAAUGCGUUAGGCAACUUGAAAAUGCUGAAGCAACUAGGUCUGCCUUGGUUUCUCAGCUUAAAGAAGCAGUUCAGGAGCAGGAAUUGAAGCUGGAACUCAUUUGCACACAAUUGCAAGUUGCCCGAGGUCAGAUUGAGCAAAUGAGCAAUAUGAAGCAGAGGCUGACAUCACCACCCGUUCCUGCUUCCUUCAACAUGACUAAGCAACAGAUAGAAUCCAGUAUAAAGGUUGAACCCAUUUUACCUUUAGUUCAUCCAUCCAGCUCACCAUUGGCACCACCUGUGAUGUCUUUUGCAGCUCAGUGGACAAGCGAAGAAGAGAACAAGAAGGCAACAGCAGCUGCUGUAGCUGCUAAGCUUACUGCUUCUACAUCCUCUGCACAGAUGCUUACAUCUGUUCUCUCAUCUCUUGUAGCCGAGGAGGCUGCCUCUGUGAGUGGCGGUCUAAAAUCAGCUGGAUUCAUCUCUAAUUUACCCAUGUUCUCUCCAGAGAAACGGAUGAAGUUAGACAAACCAAUGUCUUCUGCAGAUGCUAAUAAUUCUGAAAUUGGUAAUACGAGCUAUUUUACUUCUCUUCAACAGCAGCCGAUGGGUACUAUGCCACUUGUCCCACCCACAAGUAUCCAACCCAUGAACCCGAUGCAAUCUCCAUUUCCACCCCCACCUCCUCCUCCGGUACCUCCUGCAAAUUCACCGGCAAAUCAAUUUGUUCAAUCUGCCGGUAUGAUGAUGGGUAUUAUGCCUUACGGAUAUGGAGGUAAUAGCUUGCCACCUCCACCACCACUGCCUUCGCAUAUUGCAAUGGGAUUAGCAAGACCGGCCCCACAGCCACAGCAACCGCAACAGAUGCAGUCCCAGCAGCAGCAGCAGCAGUCUCCGCAGCCACCGACUAAUGGAGGGUAUUACAGGCCUCCGGGUAUUGGAUUUUAUGGGCAAAGUCAUCAGCCAACAACACAGCCGGUUCCUCGGCAGUGACUUUUCUGAAUGGUUGAGGAUAGAGAGGGUUUUUUCUCAGAAAGCCGUAUCAUUCUGUACAUUAGUAGAUGUCUGUAAUACAUAAACUAAGUCCUUUUCGUUUCCUAAGAUGUGUGUACUUUUUUCCGUAAGUUUCUCCUCCGUUCAAACACUUCUCUCCCCAAUACCCGCUUCUUGAAAUUGUCUUUGUAGCUAAAUUGUAAACUGUAUGUAAAAGUAUGGUUUUAGAGAUGCUUAUAGCGUACCAAUGCGUACUAUAAGCAAGAACUCCAGAGGGAGUUUUUUUAAUUUGUUUUUAAGUUUACAGACUAGCCAGAGACUGCUUUCUGGGAAAUAUUCUCAAUUGCUUCUAUAAACCUUAGAACCCUUGUCCAGUUAGUUUUUACCUUAGUACUCUUGGCUGUUAGUUUUAAUCUACCAUCUUAUGCAGACAUGAGGCUUUGCUUAUACUUUUAGCCAAAGUAAAAUAGGGGUAAAAUGCUUUAUUGAUCAGAUUUUCUGUAUAAGAUAGUUGUGAUUGUGUUGAGGGCA